UUCCAGUGGUGGUUGUAUCUUCGCAGGGGGCAGCUGCUGCUCGUGUCUUCAGCCCGCUGGGAGGCCAUCUGAACCGUCUCGCAUGCUGGACGGCGCAACACUUCUGCAGCUUCUUAACAUAAAGGAAACAACAGCGAUGCUCACUUUUUCUUCUUUAAUACUUUGAGGGAACUUAAACCCUAAAACGGUGGUGUGACUUGUCGUUGGGGAAUGCUUGUCCACCCUGUUGGGAAAGAGCAGAGAGUGACAGUCAAUUCUGUCUGUUCCCAUCUGGAGACAUGCACUGGACGGUGGCUGAUUGCAAAGCUCUGCUGCUGCUGAUUGUUCUACUGUGGGAUGAAACCGGAGCUGUGGGACUGAAAGCCACAGUAUGGCCACUGUACUCCCAGAAGCCCCUGCUGCUGGCGUGGAACGCCCCGACAGAGGACUGCUCUCCACGGCACCGCGUCUCCUUCCAGUUGGACCAGUUCCAGAUCGUGGCCUCUCCCAAUGAAGGUUUUGUGAAGCAGAACCUCACCAUCUUUUACAAUGACCGCCUGGGCCUGUACCCCCACUUUGAGCCGGACGGAACGCCCGUCAAUGGGGGUCUGCCGCAGGUCGCCAGUCUGGUGCAGCACCUGGACAAAAUGCCAGAGGGGGUGAAGAAGUACAUACGGGAGCCCAAUGCCAAAGGCCUGGCGGUUAUUGACUGGGAAGAAUGGCGCCCUCUGUGGAUACGCAACUGGAAGGCUAAGGACAUUUACCGCCGGCAUUCCCGUGAGCUGGUGCGCCAGAAGAACCCCACCUGGCCACCCGAGAAGGUGUCCAAAAUGGCCAUGCAGGAGUUCGAAAUGUCCGCCAAGACGUUUAUGCUUGAGACUCUGAAGCUGGCCAAGCACUUAAGACCCAACCAGCUUUGGGGUUUCUACCUGUUCCCGGACUGCUACAACCACGACUACAGGCUGACCCUGGAGAGCUACACAGGUCGCUGCCCCGAUGUGGAGGUGGCACGCAACGAGCUGCUCAAUUGGCUGUGGACCGAGAGCACGGCACUCUUCCCGUCUGUCUACAUGGGCACGGUGCUGCGCUCCUCUGCUUCCGGGCGCCAAUUUGUGAGGAACCGCGUGAAGGAGGGCAUGCGUUUGGCGUCGGCGGGUGAUGGCCUGGCGCGUCCCGUCUUUGUGUACACACGACCCACAUACAUGAACUCUCUGGAGCAGUUGACAGAGAUGGACUUGGUGUCCACCAUCGGGGAGAGCGUGGCUUUGGGCGCAGCUGGCAUCAUCCUGUGGGGAGACGUAGCCUACGCCAGCAACAAAACAACCUGCUCGGAGCUGGAUGCUUAUCUCCGGGGUCCACUGGGCAAAUACCUCCUCAACGUCUCCACGGCAGCCGAGGUAUGCAGCCAGGCUCUGUGCGCUUCCCACGGCCGCUGCCUACGCCGGGACCCGGACGCCGACGUUUACUUGCACCUAAACCCCGCCACGCACAGUUUGCGGGUCGGACCAGGCGGCAAGCUGGAGGUGGUCGGCCAACCGGUCCAAGGGGACUCGGCGGGCUUUGCCGGCGGGUUCCAGUGCCAGUGUUACAAUGGCUUCGAGGGGGAGCGAUGCGAGAAGAUGGACCCUCUAUACCAGAAAGGGGCAGCGUGUCGAACUUCGGUGUCGGCACUGCAGUGGGUUGUCUUACUGCUCUUCUAUGUUGAGGUCCAACACAUACCGUAGACCAGGGGUUCUCAAACCUUUUGGGUCCAUGGACCGCUUACCUGGGUUGUUAAGGUGGGAAAACAUCUGGAAAUUUUACUGUGAAUUUCCAAGGGAAGAUUGGGAAGUGUACAUAGUGGAAAAAGUCCAAAUAUUUUCAUUUCAAAAUCAGAUCAUUUCAAAAACCGAAAAAAACUUUUAAAGAGGGUAUUUCAAUAUAAACAACAGAUAUAGCGCUUGCAGAAGUGUGCACACCCUCUUAUAAUGGAGGAUGUGCCUGUGCACAGAAUUGAUCACUCACACUUGCCUAAUAAUGCAGGGAUGUCAAAUUUAUUUGAUGAUGCCUUACAAUCAUCAAAGCAUUGAGUGGCCUAAAGAGGAGUCACUUGUAAUAUGCAGUUGUGUACUUUUUAAAUGAUAAGACAUAAUAUAUUGCAAAUUAUUUUGUGGAACCCCAAGCAAUGACUUGUGGACCCCAGUUUGAGAACUACUGCUGUAGACACACACACAUACCUGUCUGGUGCCUUUCAAAUGCUGUAAAACAGAUGACAAAAAGUGUUUUUUUUUUUUUGCAAAACACUGUUGCAUGAAAAAGGGGAAAGAAUGUUAUUUUUGUAACUUUUUCACCUAGCGAGGGCUUUGGUGGAAUGACGGUGUUUACGUUUUGCUCCCAGUUUCCUGGUCCUCGCCAUGUCUCCCAAAGGUGUCAGAUUCCACGUUUCCCACAGUGGAUGAGAUGAGAUGUUUGCUGAGGGAAAGGUGGAGCAGUCAGUGCCUGAGCUGACUUGAGGCUAUAUACUGGAGGCCAUUGCAGUAUUUAUUUGAAUGUACUUUAUCUGUUUUCACAUGACAUUUCUGUGCCUUAAAUGCCACAAAGACUACUAAAUUAAUUUACUACUACAGUGUGAAAUAACAUUUACUGUAAAAAAAAGAAUCAAUUCAAAUACAUUAUGUAAAGAGCAAAUGCUUUUCUGAACAAUAAAUACAAUCACUUACAGAAAUGU
Syngnathus acus (greater pipefish) is the source of this 2686-nucleotide messenger RNA. It is a transcript of the gene hyal2a, whose product is annotated as hyaluronidase 2a. The record is from RefSeq and is a predicted model, not a curated record. Gene Ontology annotation, molecular function: hyaluronoglucuronidase activity; hyalurononglucosaminidase activity. The transcript is spliced from 4 exons. Gene Ontology annotation, biological process: carbohydrate metabolic process; hyaluronan catabolic process. NCBI's taxonomy places the organism in Eukaryota, Metazoa, Chordata, Actinopteri, Syngnathiformes, Syngnathidae. The coding region runs from base 279 to 1703 and encodes 474 amino acids.